Parasteatoda tepidariorum (common house spider) is the source of this 1161-nucleotide messenger RNA. The record is from RefSeq and is a predicted model, not a curated record. NCBI's taxonomy places the organism in Eukaryota, Metazoa, Arthropoda, Arachnida, Araneae, Theridiidae.
AUGAUUGCUGUAGCCAACGAGAACUGCAACCCUAUCGAAAUUAGAAAGCUUUUAGAGGAAGACCCAUCCAUGUUAAACAAAAAUAAUCUCGCAGGAGACACUCCUUUGCAUUUCGCUAUAUGCCAUGGCCAUAGCGUGGAAAAUGUGAUUGAACUCUUAAAACAGGGUGCCCGAGUUGAUAAUGUGCAUUUUAACACAACUCCUUUACACACAGCAGCUGGUAGAAACAGCCAUCUUCAAUAUGCUAUGUUAAAAGUUCUACUUGAAUAUGGAGGACAAGUUAAUAAUCGUGAUUUCCAUAAUCGUACUCCUUUACAUAUUUUACUGGAAACGAUGAAAGAAGAUUUUCAAGAGCGCUCACUUUAUCUUCUAUUAUCAAAUGGCGCAGAUGUCAAUGCAAUUGAUAAUGAAAAUAUUAGUAUUCUCAAAGUAGCUCUCAUGAACCCUUGUAUAUCUUUAAAUUCUAUAAAAAUGCUACUAGAGUUUGGGGCUAAUGCUAAUGACUGUAUAGGGUACUCAGUGAGAGAAUUGCCUGUAGCAAAGCUUUUGUUACAGUAUAUUCUCAUCAAAAGAAUGGCAAAGGCUGAACUAGAACCAAACUUAACUGAUUUUAAUACCUAUUCUUCUUUGUUGCCAAAAAAAAUUCUUGAUUUAAAAUUUUGUGAGCAUUUACGAUACUAUCGUGAGUUGGUUGCAUACAGAAAUGGUUGUAUAAGAGAAUUGAUUGCAAUGAGGGGAGAAAGGAUAAGUAAAAAUUGUACUCUAUUUUUGUACAUAAAUGAGCGCUGCAGUUGUGCAAAAGUAAAUGAAGAUGAUUUAAAGACAUCUCUAACUAAAAAAGUUUUAUCAAAAUUUAAUCAAUACCCUUAUUGUAAAGAUCUUAUUACUGCUUCUUUGAAAAAAAGGUGCAUAUUAGAAGAAUUAUGUAAUGAGAAAAUUUACACUUGGCAGCAGAUAUCUGAUUGUUCUUUAGAAAAAUAUAAAGUGCAUUUAAACAGUGAUACAAUUCAAACAUUGGCAACAUAUUUAAUUAAAAGUGACAUGAUAAAUCUCACUCUAGCCUACAGAUAUGGUUAUGAAGCUUCUUUGGAAUUAACAAAGAGAGUAAAUUGUGAAAAACAUAAUUUAGAACACCAUACAAAACGUCAAAAAGUUCCUUAA